AUGAAGAUAAUCACGUGGAACUGUCAGGGUAUCAAGGGUGACCUGACAGUUGACAACCUGCUGGAGCAGAACCGGCUUCACACCCCUGACAUGGUUAUUCUGCUGGAAACUAAGAAUAAAAGUAGGAGUUUUGCCCAUCUGAAAAGGAGACUGGGUAUGGAACACUGGUUCGCUGUUGAGCCUCGCGGCAUUGGAGGUGGCUUAUGUGUUUUCUGGAGAGAUGCAACCUCUGUGGUGUUAAUGAAAUCGGAGGACUUUUUGGUAGAACUCAAAUUGUGGGAUGAGAAGAUGAACUGUAACUGGAGGCUAUUCGCUAUUUAUGCUAGUACGGAUGAUAAGAAGAGAAGGGAGCAAUGGCAAGAAGUUUCUAAGCGUAUUGGACAAGAUCGGGACCGCUGCCUCCUCCUAGGAGAUUUCAAUGAUAUUCUUUGUAACGAAGAGAAUGAGGGAGGGAAUUACAGACCGGCUGCUAGUCUACGUGACUUUAGAGAUUUUGUGGCUCGUGAUGAACUCAUGGAUCUGGGCUAUGAAGGUUACCCCUUUACCUGGAGAAAUAAAAGAGAGUCCCUGCCUAUUCAGCAACGCCUUGACCGUGGGUUGGCGACCUUAGGCUGGUAUGAAAUGUACCCCAACACAAUAAUCAAGCAUGUGAUAUUGGAAGGAUCGGAUCACGCCCUUUUGAUUCUCUCGACUGAUAAAGGUCCGAAUUGGAAGGGAAAGAAAUUUUCAUUCGAUGGGCGUUGGAGCAAGUCGGAAGAGUGUCGUAAGUUGGUUGGGGAAGAUUGGAGAGUUCAGAUUUAUGGCUCACAUGCGUACCGUUUUUGUGAAAAACUGAAAUAUCUUAGAAGAAGUUUAAAAGCCUGGUACAAAGGAAGAGGAAGGAACUCGUUGAAACUGAUUCAGCAUCUGAAAGAAGAGAUAAGGGCGGCCUACGAAACUAAUGAGUUUGCCUCAAAGGAUGUUAUAAAAAAAGAGAGGGAGCUCAUUGCUGCUCAUCAGAAGGAGGAGGCUUACUGGAAAGUUAAAUCCAGGAAUCAAUGGCUACGCGAGGGUGAUAAGAACACCAAAUUUUUCCAUGCUCAAACGCUAAAAAGGCGCCGGUUUAAUACGAUCCGAGGAAUAGAGGACGCCCGGGGGAUCUGGCAGGAAAGUUCUGAAGGUAUUGGUAAUACGGCUAUUGAUUAUUUUACUGAACUUUUUCAAUCCUGUCAGCUUAAUCUGGUGGCGGAAGUUCAGAGUUGCAUGGAGGGUCGGCUCUCCCUAGAGGACAACCGAGGUUUAACUGCUAUGGUCUCCGAAUGUGAAAUUUUGGAGGCUGCUUUUCAAAUCCCUCCUACUAGAUCUCCGGGUCCUGAUGGUUUCUCUGGCUGUUUUUACCAAGAUCACUAG
Messenger RNA from Malus domestica (apple), 1389 nucleotides. RefSeq lists its product as uncharacterized. Lineage: Eukaryota; Viridiplantae; Streptophyta; Magnoliopsida; Rosales; Rosaceae. Gene Ontology annotation, molecular function: catalytic activity. The record is from RefSeq and is a predicted model, not a curated record.